CACACCAUUUGCAUUUUAGGCUCUCCUCCUUGAUACAAGAUGCCUGGAGACAUAUCCAUAUUUGGAACUUAGUCAUGUUUAUAAAGAGAGUGCAGUACCAGUCUACUACAGGUCCUGAUCCCAGCCAAAGCCUCGGCCACUGUCCACCAACUGCUACAGCAUCAAGUGCUCGUGGAAUUCAAGAGAUCACAAUGGGUGAUGCGUUAAUGGCAGAAUUUGGAAAAGCAGCUCUUUACCUGAGGAAGUCGGACAAAGAACGACUUGAAGCUCAAACUAGACCUUUUGACAUCAAAACUGAAUGUUUUGCUGUGGAUGAAAAAGUGGAAUAUGUCAAAGGACAAAUAAUCAGCAAGGAAGAAGGAAAGGUCACUGUGAAGACAGAGGAUGGAAGGACGGUAACUGUUAAAGAGUCAGAUGUUCAUCCUCAGAACCCACCUAAAUUUGAUAAAAUCGAAGAUAUGGCAAUGUUCACUUUUCUGCAUGAGCCUGCAGUGCUGUUUAACCUCAAAGAGCGAUAUGCAGCAUGGAUGAUUUAUACCUACUCAGGUCUGUUUUGUGUAACAGUCAACCCUUAUAAAUGGCUUCCUGUGUAUGAUGCAGAAGUAGUUUCUGCCUACCGUGGUAAGAAAAGAUCUGAAGCUCCUCCUCAUAUCUUUUCCAUCUCUGAUAAUGCUUAUCAAUACAUGCUCACAGACAGGGAAAAUCAGUCCAUCCUCAUCACUGGAGAAUCCGGUGCUGGAAAGACUGUUAACACCAAGAGAGUAAUCCAGUAUUUUGCAAGUAUUGCAGCUGCUGGUGGAGCCAGUGGGGGUAAGAAGGAUUCUAACAAAGGGACACUGGAAGAUCAAAUCAUCCAGGCCAACCCUGCACUAGAGGCUUUUGGCAAUGCGAAAACAAUGAGAAAUGACAACUCGUCUCGCUUUGGAAAGUUCAUCCGUAUUCAUUUUGGAACAAGUGGUAAACUUUCUUCAGCUGACAUUGAAACAUACCUGCUGGAAAAAUCACGAGUGACCUUUCAGCUGAAGGCAGAAAGGAACUAUCACAUUUUUUACCAGAUAUUGACCAAUGCAAAGCCUGAGCUGCUGGACUUGCUGCUAAUUACAAAUAAUCCGUAUGAUUACCCUUACAUCUCCCAAGGAGAAGUAAGCGUCCCCUCCAUCAAUGAUAGCGAGGAGUUAAUGGCCACUGACAAUGCCUUUGACGUGCUUGGCUUUACCCCAGAUGAGAAAAUGGGAGUCUAUAAACUGACAGGAGCCAUCAUGCAUCAUGGCAAUUUGAAAUUUAAACAAAAGCAGAGAGAAGAACAGGCCGAACCAGAUGGUACAGAAGCUGCUGACAAGUCAGCCUACCUAAUGGGGCUGAACUCUGCUGAUCUCCUGAAAGGACUCUGUCAUCCAAGGGUUAAGGUAGGCAAUGAAUAUGUCACAAAAGGUCAAGGUGUGGAUCAAGUAUACUACUCAAUUGGUGCACUGGCAAAGUCAGUGUAUGAAAAGAUGUUCAGCUGGAUGGUCGUUAGAAUCAACCAGUCCUUAGACACAAAGCAGCAUCGACAAUAUUUUAUCGGUGUGUUGGAUAUAGCUGGAUUUGAAAUCUUUGAUUUUAACACAUUCGAGCAGCUCUGCAUUAAUUUCACAAAUGAAAAACUGCAACAGUUUUUUAAUCACCACAUGUUUGUGUUGGAGCAAGAGGAGUACAAAAAGGAAGGAAUAGACUGGGAAUUCAUUGACUUUGGAAUGGACUUGCAAGCCUGCAUUGAUCUGAUUGAAAAACCGCUUGGAAUCAUGUCUAUUCUUGAGGAAGAGUGCAUGUUUCCAAAGGCAAGUGACCAGACCUUUAAGGCAAAGCUUUAUGAUAACCACUUGGGCAAAUCAAGCAUGUUCCAGAAACCACGUGUUGUCAAAGGCAAGGCAGAAGCUCACUUUGCACUGGUUCACUAUGCCGGCACUGUCGAUUACAAUAUUAGUGGGUGGCUUGUUAAAAACAAGGAUCCACUGAAUGAAACAGUGGUUGGGCUGUAUCAGAAAUCAUCUCUUAAGCUUCUAAGCCAUCUUUUUUCCAGCUAUUCAGCUGAAGCAGGUGGAAAAGGAGGUAAAAAGAAGGGGUCAUCGUUUCAGACCGUAUCUGCCCUGCACAGAGAAAAUCUCAACAAACUAAUGACCAAUCUUAAAACUACUCAUCCACAUUUUGUUCGCUGUUUAAUUCCCAAUGAGACCAAGACUCCUGGAGUUAUGGACAACUGCCUUGUGAUGCAUCAGCUUCGCUGCAACGGUGUAUUGGAGGGUAUCAGAAUUUGCAGGAAAGGUUUUCCUAACAGAGUACUCUAUGGUGAUUUCAAACAGAGGUACAGAAUUCUAAAUGCAUCCGCUAUUCCGGAAGGCCAGUUUGUUGAAAACAAAAAGAGCGCUGAGAAGCUACUGGGAUCACUUGACAUUGACCAUACACAGUACAAGUUUGGUCACACAAAAGUCUUCUUCAAAGCUGGUCUUCUGGGUUUGCUGGAAGAAAUGAGGGAUGAGCAACUUGCCCGAAUCAUCACCAGGAUACAAGCUAAUGCUCGAGCUUUGUUAAUGAGAGCAGAAUAUCAGAAAAUUGUGGAACGCAGAGAUGCACUAAUGGUCAUUCAGUGGAACCUUCGCUCCUUCCUAAGUGUGAAAAACUGGCCUUGGAUGAAAAUGUUCUUUAAAAUUAAGCCUCUUCUUAGGAGUGCUGAGGCUGAGAAAGAGAUGGCAAAUAUGAAAGAUGAAUUCAAUAAAAUAAAAGAGGCUCUUGAUAAAUCUGAAACCCGAAGAAAAGAGUUAGAGGAGAAAAUGGUCACACUUCUGCAAGAAAAAAAUGAUUUACUUCUACAAUUGCAGUCAGAACAAGAUACACUGACAGAUGCUGAAGAGCGCUGUGAACAGUUGAUAAAGAGCAAAAUCCAACUGGAAGCUAAAGUGAAAGAGAUGACCGAGCGGAUAGAAGAUGAAGAAGAAAUAAAUGCUGAACUCACAGCCAAAAAACGUAAACUAGAAGACGAAUGCUCAGAACUAAAGAAAGAUAUUGAUGACCUUGAGCUAACUCUAGCCAAGGUUGAGAAAGAGAAACAUGCAACUGAGAAUAAAGUGAAGAACCUCACUGAGGAAAUGGCUUCCCAAGAUGAGAUUAUAAUGAAACUCACAAAAGAGAAAAAAGCUCUACAGGAGACUCAGCAGCAGACACUAGAUGACCUUCAGAGUGAAGAAGAUAAAACAAACACAUUGACAAAAGCUAAAGCUAAGCUUGAGCAGCAGGUGGAUGACCUUGAAGGGACCCUAGAACACGAAAAAAAGGUCAGGAUGGAUCUUGAACGUGCCAAAAGAAAGUUGGAGGGAGACCUCAAAUUGGUUCAAGAGAAUAUAAUGGACUUAGAGAAUGACAAGCAGCAGCAGGAAGAGAAACUGAAGAAGAAAGAUUUUGAAAUUAUUCAACUGAAUGGAAAGAUUGAGAAUGAGCAAUUAGUCGUAGUGCAACUGCAAAAAAAAUUAAAAGAAAACCAAGCUCGUAUAGAGGAACUGGAGGAAGAGCUGGAUGCUGAGCGUGCAGCUCGAGCAAAGGUAGAAAAACAGCGGUGCGAUCUCUCCCGUGAGUUGGAAGAUAUUAGUGAACGGCUUGAGGAGGCAGGUGGAGCCACAUCUGCUCAAGUAGAGCUCAACAAGAAAAGAGAAGCGGAGUUUCAGAAGUUACGCAGAGAUCUUGAGGAAUCUACACUACACCACGAAGCCACUUCUGCUGCCCUCAGGAAAAAACAUGCUGACAGCGUGGCUGAACUUGGUGAACAAAUUGACAAUCUCCAACGAGUCAAGCAAAAGUUAGAGAAAGAAAAGACAGAGCUGAAGUUGGAAAUGGAUGACUUGGCCUCAAACAUGGAGUGUAUUGUUAAAGGCAAGGUAAAUCUUGAAAAGAUGUGCCGUUCGUUCGAGGAUCAGAUGCAUGAGCAUAGGUCCAAGGCCGAGGAGGCUCAGAGGAGUCUUAAUGACUUCUCAGCACAAAGAGCCAAGUUGCUAACUGAAAAUGGGGAACUUGGGAGGCAGCUGGAGGAAAAAGAAUGUCUGGUCUCUCAACUCACCAGAGGAAAAAGUUCCUACACACAACAAUUAGAAGAUCUGAGAAGGCAGCUUGAAGAAGAAGUCAAAGCAAAGAAUGCACUUGCUCAUGCAGUGCAGUCUUCUCGACAUGACUGUGAUUUGCUGAGAGAGCAGCUUGAAGAGGAGCAGGAAGCUAAAGCGGAGCUUCAAAGGGCAAUGUCCAAGGCAAAUGCUGAAGUUGCAACAUGGAGGGCUAAGUAUGAGACAGAUGGCAUUCAGAGAACAGAGGAACUAGAAGAGGCCAAGAAAAAACUUGUUCAACGGCUACAAGAGGCAGAGGAGGCAGUAGAAGCAGUUAAUGCAAAGUGCUCGUCUCUUGAAAAAACUAAACAUCGUCUGCAAAAUGAGAUUGAAGAUCUUAUGCUUGAUCUUGAACGCUCAAAUGCCGCAUCUGCUGCUCUGGACAAGAAACAGAGAUCCUUUGAUAAGGUCAUAGCAGAGUGGAAGCAGAAGCAUGAAGAGUCACAGUGUGAGCUGGAAGCAUCACAGAAAGAAGCACGAAACCUGAGUACUGAACUCUUCAAACUCAAAAAUGCUUAUGAAGAAACUCUUGAUCAACUUGAAACUAUCAAAAGGGAGAACAAAAAUCUGCAAGAAGAAAUAUCAGACCUUACAGAUCAGCUUGGUGAAGGAGGCAAGAGUGUUCAUGAGCUGGAGAAACUUAGGAAACAACUAGAACAAGAAAAAGCAGAGCUGCAGUCUGCACUGGAGGAAGCUGAGGCCUCUGUAGAACACGAGGAAGGCAAAAUCUUACGUGCCCAACUCGAGUUCAAUCAGGUAAAAGCAGACAUUGAAAGAAAGUUGUCAGAGAAGGAUGAAGAGAUGGAGCAGGCAAAAAGGAACUACCAACGAAUGGUGGAAACUUUACAAAGUUCUCUGGAGGCAGAAACAAGAAGCCGUAAUGAAGCUUUAAGAGUCAAGAAAAAAAUGGAGGGAGACUUAAAUGAGAUGGAAAUUCAGCUAAGUCAAGCCAACAGACAGGCAGCUGAUGCACAGAAACAAUUGAAGAUGGUCCAAUCAUAUUUGAAGGACACUCAGCUUCAACUGGAUGAUUCUGCUCAUUGUAAUGAAGAGCUCAAAGAGAAUAGUGCCCUGUUAGAACGUAGAAAUAACCUCAUUCAAGCAGAACUUGAGGAGCUAAGAGCAAUGUUGGAACAAACUGAGAGGGGGCGUAAACUGGCAGAGCAAGAGCUUACCGAUGCAACAGAGAGGAUGCAAUUACUGCAUUCUCAAAACACCAGCCUGAUCAACCAAAAGAAGAAGCAUGAGAGUGAUUUGCUACAGCUACAGAGUGAGAUGGAAGAAAUGGUACAAGAAAACCGCAACGCUGAGGAGAAAGCAAAAAAGGCAAUUACCGAUGCGGCUAUGAUGGCAGAAGAACUAAAGAAAGAGCAGGACACCAGCGCUCAUCUUGAGAGAAUGAAAAAAAACAUGGAGCAAACGAUCAAAGACUUGCAGCACCGACUGGAUGAAGCCGAACAAAUAGCUAUGAAGGGUGGAAAAAAACAGCUUCAAAAACUGGAAGCUCGCAUUCGUGAACUUGAAAAUGAAUUGGAAGCAGAACAAAAAAGAGGUACAGAAACUAUUAAGGGGGUUCGGAAGUAUGAACGCCGUAUCAAGGAGCUCACUUAUCAAACCGAAGAAGAUCGUAAGAAUAUGGCAAGACUCCAAGAUUUGGUUGACAAGCUACAGCUCAAAGUGAAGUCCUACAAGCGUUCGGCUGAAGAGGCGGAAGAACAAGCUAAUUCUAACUUGGCCAAGUUAAGAAAACUACAGCAUGAGCUUGAAGAGGCAGAGGAGCGUGCAGAUAUUGCUGAAUCCCAGGUCAAUAAGCUACGUGCAAAAACUAGGGAUGGUGUGCCUGGCAAAAAAUCCCAGGAUGAGUAGCAGCAACACCUGAAAACCUGGAGAUUGGUUUAAAAAAUGUUCAAUAGAUUAUAAACAUUUUGAUUGUCAUAUUUGAUAACAAUAUAACAUUAACAACCAUUUAAUAUUUGUUACAAAUUUGUUUUUCAAAAACUGUAUGCGUUUUGGGCUAAGACAUUAAGUAAUUUAAUUCAAAUCGAGCAAUGAGUUGAUAUUUAUUGCAUUGCUAAUAACAAAAAUAAUUAAAAAAAAAAUUGGAUGAAAAAAGUCAUUAAAAUGCUACCAGUUUAGUUUAUUGCAUUGCU
Molecule: messenger RNA, 6274 nt
Organism: Silurus meridionalis
Lineage: Eukaryota; Metazoa; Chordata; Actinopteri; Siluriformes; Siluridae
Gene: myh6
Product: myosin, heavy chain 6, cardiac muscle, alpha
Exons: 1
Coding region: 75-5990 (1971 amino acids)
Cellular component (GO): myosin complex
Molecular function (GO): actin filament binding; cytoskeletal motor activity; ATP binding
Source: RefSeq, a predicted model, not a curated record